This is a messenger RNA of Exophiala bonariae, 2316 nucleotides long. RefSeq lists its product as uncharacterized. The record is from RefSeq and is a predicted model, not a curated record. Gene Ontology annotation, biological process: glucan catabolic process. The coding region runs from base 1 to 2316 and encodes 771 amino acids. Lineage: Eukaryota; Fungi; Ascomycota; Eurotiomycetes; Chaetothyriales; Herpotrichiellaceae. Gene Ontology annotation, molecular function: beta-glucosidase activity. Gene Ontology annotation, cellular component: extracellular region; cell surface. The transcript has a single exon.
AUGCCGAAGCCUCGUCGCGAGUCCGGCUCGAGGGCCGAUACACGCCCAGCCUUCAACCGACCGCCCGGAGUGCGAGGCGCCCCGAUACCAACGCCAACACAAGACGAACCACGCACGCCCAAACGCACGGCUAAAGAGAAAGCAAAAUCCUCACCUGCCCCGUCACCCUCACCGGAGAAGAAACCCCGACGUCAGAGCGACCGACACAGAUCAGCCAGCGGAACAGGCGCAGGCGGUGGCGGUGGAACCAGACAGAGCCCGCGACGAGAUGGCGAGCACGAUCAACAACGGGAGCGUCAACGCGAGAGAGAUCGCGAGAAAUACAGUUCGGGCACAUCGACGGAUAGCGCCAGUCAUCUGCUGAGUUCGGGUGCGCUGGCGAAGCUGAAUAACUACAAUCAGAAAGCGGAGUUUCAUGAGAAAUACGAGGCGCAGAAACAGAAAAAGAAACAGUACAAAAGCGACUUGAAGGCCGCAGAGGUGUCGCAGCGGAAGAAGCGGAAAAAGAGUCGUAAUGUCAGCGGUGCGAUUCUGGAGGAGGGACGAGGAGGUGGGGAGAAACGUGUGCAUCGGCGUGGUGGUGGAGGAGGUGGUGGAGGAGGUGGUGGAGGAAAGUACUAUGGCGAUGAGAACGAUGACCGACGGAGGACGGGGAAUGCGAAGGGAGGAGGCGGCAUGUCGAAGAAGAAGUUCUGGUGGGUGGUGAUUCUACUGGUCGUGCUGCUUGCUAUUUUCAUCCCUGUGGGAGUCGUCGUGGCCAACAAUAGCAAGAAAUCCAGCAAUGGCUCGUCUUCGUCAUCUUCGUCAGGAUCUGGAUCUGGAUCUUCUGGGUCUGGUGGAGGAUCAGGCUCAAGUCCCAGCAAUAAAUGCGACUCCGGGUCUGUACCUGCAAGCGCAAAGGGAACAUAUACGGAUAUCUCAACAUGGAUGGAUACCGCCGAUUUCAACUGCACCUACACGGAAGAGACGAUAGGAGGACUAUCAGUCAUGGGUCUUUACUCCGACUGGGACGACUCGAAGCAAGCCAACGACAACGUCCCGGCUUUGGAUGAGAAAUGGGAAUAUGGCAAAAUGCCCAUCCGGGGCGUCAACGUCGGCGGCUGGUUCUCUCUCGAACCUUUCAUCACACCCUCCAUGUUCAACUAUCCCGCCUCCGCCAACGUGGUGGACGAAUACACAUUAACAGCGAAACUCGGCUCCUCGGCACAAAGGGUCCUCGAAACACACUACGCGACAUUCAUCAACAAGCAGAGCUUCAUCGACAUCAAAAACGCCGGCCUAGACCACGUCCGCAUCCCCUUCCCCUACUGGGCGGUGACAACCUACGACGGGGACCCAUACGUCGCCAAAGUCUGCUGGCGCUACCUCCUCCGGGCGAUCGAAUACUGCCGCCAAAACGGGCUUCGUGUCAAUCUCGACCUGCACGCCGUGCCGGGCAGCCAGAACGGCUGGGCACACAGCGGACGACAAGGCGACAUUGGGUGGAUUCUCGGACCCAACGGGGCGACCAACGCGCAACGCUCGCUCGACAUCCACAACCAACUAUCGACCUUCUUCGCGCAAGACCGGUACAAGAACGUGAUCACGAUCUACGGCCUGGUCAACGAGCCGAAAAUGCUCGUGAUCCCACCGACGUCGGUACUCGAAUGGAACAAGAAAGCCAUCGCCAUCAUCCGCGGCAACGGGAUCACGCAACAGCUGGUCUUCGGCGACGGCUUCCUCAGCCUCGACACGUGGGACGACAUGUUCAAGGACGUCGACUCGAACCUCGUGAUGGACACACACCAGUACCAGAUCUUCAACGUGGGCCAGCUGAAGCUCAAACACCAGGACAAAAUCAACCUGGCGUGCUCCGGCUGGACGGGCAUCAUGGUGACGGCGAACAACCCGGCGACAGGCUGGGGCCCGACGCUCGACGGCGAAUGGUCGCAGGCCGACACCGACUGCACGCCGAACCUGAACGACGUCGGGCAGGGGUCGCGCUGGGCCGGCACGCUCGACACGGGCGACCCAGAGACCAGCGUGCUGACGCCGUCGUGCGCCAGUCCCCCGUGUUCCUGUGCCAACGCCAACGCCGAUCCCAAGGAUUACUCCGCCGACUACAAGCAGUUCCUGCAGCUGUAUGCCGAGGCCCAGAUGCACAGCUUCGAACAGGCCUGGGGCUGGUUCUACUGGACCUGGAAGACGGAGAGUGCCGUCCAGUGGUCCUGGAUGUUGGGCAGGCAGGCUGGCAUCUUGCCCGAGAAGGCCUACGCCCCGGACUUUAAGUGUGAUUCUGAUGUGCCGGAUUUCAGGGGCUUGGGCGAUAGUUAUUGA